Halteromyces radiatus is the source of this 7920-nucleotide messenger RNA. RefSeq lists its product as uncharacterized. Lineage: Eukaryota; Fungi; Mucoromycota; Mucoromycetes; Mucorales; Cunninghamellaceae. The transcript has 14 exons. Bases 1 to 7920 code for a protein of 2639 amino acids. The record is from RefSeq and is a predicted model, not a curated record. Gene Ontology annotation, cellular component: small-subunit processome; 90S preribosome; nucleolus.
AUGUUAGAUAAUAAAGAUGUCCCUCAAUUGAAUACAGGGACGGGUACUAAUCGAUUCAGGUUUCAACCUUUUAGUGCUCGGGUAGAACAGAUCAAGGUCAAUGUUGUUCAUCGUUCUCGUCUGGUAGAAGAUGAAAUUGAAGAAAAUGGAUCUUUCUUUUAUGAAUCAUUACAGUCUUGGAAAGAACUGAACUUGUCCAAACAGUUUACACUCUUCUAUCGCGAAAUUCAACCUUAUGUGAAGACAUUGGCUUCAAUUAUUCACCACAAGGAAAAGAUCAUGGAUAUUAUGGAAAAAUAUAUGAUGGUUCCUAAUAGUUUGGCUCUUGACGGUUUAUUAGAUCUUGUUACGAAAUUGGCUAAAGAUCUCGAAGGUGAAUUCUAUCCUUAUUAUACCAGAAUGCUCAAGUGUAUGUUACCUUUGGUAUAUCAUCAAGAUAUCAAACUUUUGGAGUGCUUAUUCAACAGUAUUGCAUAUCUUUUCAAGUUCCUUUCUCGUCAAAUCUUACCUGACAUAUGCGAUACUUUCGACUUAUUAUCUAAAUUACUUGGUGAAGAUAUUACAACCAAACCAUACAUUCGUCACUUUUCUGCCGAAGCAUUUGCCUUUUUGAUGAAGAAAGUACGUGGACAAGCUUUGACUGAUUUAAUACAACAUAUUUUGGAUUCUUUGAAACGAGAACCUUCUAAUCAAUAUACUGAAGGAUUAGCUAUGUUAUUUUUUGAAAGCAUGAAGCAAGUGGACAAUCGUCUUCAUUCUCGCGCUGUAUCCAUUUAUUCAGAAUUGUUUACUCAAGUUUGCACUACAACUGGACCUAUAGAUGAACUUGAAUCUGACAUGAACUUUCAAUUAUUCAACAAAACAACUUUACUAUUACUCCAUCAUACUUAUCGACAACAUUUUACUCCCAUUAUUGAUAUCAUCCUCAAAGAUAUUGAUUUACAAUUACAAGAAAAGAAAUCUGACGAAAAGCACUUACUCAUCGAUAUGUCAACCUUAGCCAUAAUGGUUACAGUUAGAAAAGCUAGUCGUAUUGAUGACUUCAAACCCAUUCUUAGUCGUGUACAGCAAGUCGCCAAACUAGUAUUUACUUCCACUCGACGAGUAUUCACAUACGACUUGUACAAAGAGACACUACGUACAGUAACUGGAAUCUUAUGCUUUGGCAACUUGGAUGUAGUUGUGGGUGGUGGUCGUCUUAUUCUGGAAUCUGUUACCUCUUUCCAAGACCCUAAUGUUGUUUAUGGAUUCUUUGUUGGAUUGUCACAAUUAGAAUGGCCAAAUUAUACUCAAGUCACUUUACCAUAUAUCACCAAAUAUGUAUCACAACAGUUUAUUCGUUAUCCUGAACAAUCUAUACUAUUCCUCUCUGAACUUAUGUCUACUGGUUCUCUUUCUGUCCCUCCUGGUACUCUGACGUCUGCUGUUAAUGCUGAUGGUCUUCUUCGAUUCCCACAAACGAGAAAUAAUACAUCUUUGGUACAAGAACUCCUUAAGAUAUUGAAUACUCCAUAUGAUUGGAAGAAAGAACAAGAUAUAUUGAAUAACACUGAAAUUGAAACGAUCCAUAUUACUCCAGUCUCGAGUAUUGCUAUUUCUUCUUCUAUUUUGACGAUUUUACCUAUCUUGGACAUAUCGGAUGAUCUACCUUUUGAAUCUGUUUCCUCUUUCUUUGACUCAUUAUCGAAUUAUUUAUCAAAUUCUGACAAAUCUGAUGUGGUGACAACCAGCUUCAUUAUGGGUCAUGAAACUUUUGUUUUGGAAUCUUUACUUGGUAUCACUGUUCAAACCCUAGUGGCCCUUGUGAAGAAGAAACAAUCAACAUACUUGAAAAAACUAUACAAUAAUCACAACAUUUUGACUGGAUUACUUGAAAAGCAUGGACAAAAUGAAUCUAUUCUCAAAGGUGUAUAUGGGUACUUAAAUCUUUUACAUUCAAGUGCCUUCAAGAACGAUCAUUUUGAUUUACAACAUUUAGAACAACUUUAUCCACUUUUGAAAUCCAAUCUACGAUCUUAUCUACCUAACUGUCGUCUUUACACCAUGAAGAUAUUGGCUCUUUUCGAUCAACCAUUGAUGAAGAAGGAUUUGGAUCAUCGAAGGGAUGAAAGAUGUGAACUUGUGGAAGUGGCUUUAAAUAUGGAAGAAAUUGCUCCAACUAUGAACGAUUUCCGUGAUAAAUUGAUCCUUAUUCAAAAACUCAAUCUGAUUUCCUCAACAAAUCGUGUUCCGGAUUUAUACACUGACUUUGUUCCCUUGGUAGCUCUCGGUAUAUUAACAAUCAACUUCAAGCCAUUAUGGGAAGAUGCAUGCAAGGCUCUCAAAACUUUUGCUACUACCAACCGAGAACUUUAUUGGACAUUAUGCUUUAAUGAAAUUGCCAAAUUUGAAGAUGAACGACUCCUUGUAUGUGAUACUUUUGCUUCUGCUGUUGUUGAGAAAGCUAUGUCUCCAAUCACUAUUCAAACUGGUCAAGCAACGAAGACUGGAAAUAUCUCUUUUGAAUGUCCUUCCUUUACAAAGUAUACGGCUAUUCAAGAUCACGCAAUGACGAUAUUGGGUGAUCAAUUCUCAGUCAACGGAGCAUUACUCUUUGUCAAAACUUGUGGAUUGGAAAACCCUCAUAUGGACUUCUGGCAUUAUUACAAUAUGAUUCUCAAAACGUUGAUGGAAACUCCUGCAAUUGUUGAGCAGCGCGCUCGUCACUUGAUUCCACUGUUCUUCAAGUUUUUACAAGACGAAUUCGAUACUGUAGCUGAUGAUGAUAUGAUAGAUAAUGAUACUACUGUAGAUGAUGAAACGCAACAACGCAAGAUUGGUUUGAUUCCUCGAUCUUCUCGUAACAUCAAAAACAAGAUGAGUUCUUGGCUAAAGUUAUUCUCCUGUUUUACAAAUAUUCGUGGUGCAUACAAGUCUCAGGAUCUCUAUGUUGUCAUUCUUCGUUUGAUUGCCAAAGGUGAUAAUCGUUUACAAACCUCAGCUUUGGAAGCCUUGUUUGCAUGGAAAGACAAGAAUAUCAAGCCUUAUCAAGACAAUCUUCGCAACUUGCUGGAUGAUAUCAAAUUCCGGGACGAAUUAUCAACUUUCAUUCAAAACAGUGAACAAAAUUUGAUUGAUCCUGUUCAUCGUGAAGAACUCAUGCCGAUUGUGAUGCGUAUACUUUAUGGUCGAUUAGUGGAACGUCAAUCCAAAGGUAGUAGACAUUUGAAGAAAUUGCGACGCAAGGCUAUUCUCAGUGCUGUAUCUUGUUGUGAACAGAAGGAAAUGAAAACAUUUAUUGAUUUGGCUUUGGAAUCGACACAAGCUCUUUUGGAUGUUCCUGGAGAAACUUAUGAUGAAGAAGGACAUAUUACUUCAUUUGAAUUUGUUGCUCAAGGCUCUGAAAUCAUCCGACGUAUUCGUUGGCGUCAACAAUUAGGUUUGGUCAAUGUAUUGGAAGAUAUGAUAAAACAACUUGGAUCCGACUUGUUACCAUUUAUGCCAAAUAUUCUUAAGGUUGUAUUAUAUAUUUUACAUUCUGCCCAGAACAAUGACAAAAUGGACUUGGAUAUUACUCAAGAAGAAGGAUUAACUCGUAUUAGCAAUCGAUCAAAACAAGUACGAACGACAACCUUACGACGUCUCACAGAAAUCUUCAUGAUUAAAGGUGGAUUCGACUUUAUACCAUAUAUGACUGCCAUGUUUUCCUCUUUCAUCUCGCCUCGAUUGAUCAACUUCGCUAGCGAAAAUUCUCAACAAGUGUCAAGUCUUUUGAAGAUGUUUGCCGUUUGGUCCGAAAACCCAUCCUAUGUACCUUUCUUGAUAGAUUAUGAUUCUUCCCUUUUACCUCAACUUUACGCCCUUUUGUCAGAACGCAAGAUCAAUGAAAAAGUUCUCAGCACAACGUUGGAUAUUUUAGAAUGUUUAUUGGAUUAUUGUGAAGACGAUAAGAUGACCAACAAAAAUGGUAUGGAAAUCGAUUUGGAUUACUUCAAGGAAAAUCUUAUUGUGAAACACGUGGAUAUUUUAUUGAACCAUAUGAAAUACCGAUUGACUCAAUCCAAGGAUGACAAACGAUUUGGUAGUGGACGAUAUUCUGUACGGGAAAUUGCCAUUGUUGCUCGUAUUGCACCAUAUACCAAGGAUGGAACUCAUACUGAAAGAAUUUUGGAAAUAUUGAUCCCUAAUUUGAAGAAACCGACUAGAUUGAUUCCUGAAAUGACCAAGCGCAAUAUUCUCACCAUUUGGUCCAACUUUAUGCCUGUUGUUCCUGGAUUUGAACGUGGAUCUCAAACUUAUUACAAUUAUUACAAGUUGGCCUCUGAUAUGUUCUCGGUGAUCAAACCUCGUGAAAGUAGAUCCGUCUUGAUUUCUCUUUUCCAACGAUUUGUUGAUGUCAACCCUGAAUUGACUCAAGUUGGCAGCUUACUUCAAGAUCUCAAUUCUGUCUCAAGAAAGCGAAUCGAUGAACCUGAUUAUGAUCGUAUAUUGGAUGCUCUUGGCACUAUUGGUGAAGACUUGUAUUCAACUUUGGAUCAUCAUCAAUGGCUUCCUAUCCUCAAUCAAAUGUUUUACAGUAUGCAAGAUGUAGAAGAAAUUGCUGUUCGUGGAACGGCUACUCAUUGUGUAUCUCGCUUCCUGAAAGCUGCCAAGGAACAAGAGGAUGCUGUCGAAAAAGAAAAGCUUAUGGAGUAUGUAACUCAUUUGAUUUAUCCCAAUAUCAAACGUGGUUUAUUGAAUCGUAUUGAAAUCAUUCGUAUGGAAUUUGUUGGAUUAUUGAAUACUGGUAUCAAGAUCUUCCCUGAAUUACCUAUAUUUGCUCCUUUGGUACCCUUACUUGGUAGUGAAAAUGAUGAAACCAACUUUUUCGAUAAUAUUUAUCAUAUUCAACUUCAUCGACGUAUGCGAUCUAUGGCACGUUUAUCUGAAUUUGCAAAUCAAGGUCAACUAACUGUCCCUGCUAUUGUCAAUGUAUUCAUUCCUUUGGUGUCUGGUUUUAUUUAUGAAAGUGAUCGAAAAGUGGACCACAAUUUGAUUCAUCAAGCUUCUACAACGAUUGGUGCUCUUGCAAAAUGCCUUCCUUGGAGACAUUAUUAUCAACUUCUUUCACGUUAUUUGACUAUGGUUUCACGACAAGAAGAUAUGGAAAAGAUCUACAUACGAUUGACGACCAAUGUAUUAGAAGCCUUCCAUUUCGACAUUUCUCAUGUUGAAAUCAGUGAUGAGACAGCAGCGAAGAUCAUGGGAAAACAAAAAGUGAGGAUCGAUUAUCUCAGCCAUCGAGAAAUUGUCAGCAACGCCAAGGAUCAACAAGCUCAAAACAAUGAAAAGAAGGAUGAUGAAACACAGAAGGAUAUUGCGGCUGAUCUUGAUAAGGAAGCUACCGAAACAACAACAUCAAGUGAUACAUUAUCAUCAGAACAAGCUCAAAAGAUUCACGACAUUUUAAUUACCAAGGUACUACCAGAAUUGAAUUCAUUCAUUUCGAAAAACAAAAGCCGUAAAUCUGUGAUCUCUCGUAUGCCUGUUGCUCUUGGAAUUGUCAAAUUACUACGCCAACUUCCGGAAAAAUCUCUACGUCUCAAUCUUCCUGGUCUUUUGACAAUUGUAUGUCAAACUAUUCGUAGUCGUGCUCAAGAUGUGCGUGAUGUUACUGGGGAUACAUUGUUGAAGAUUAAUGAAUUCUUGGGUACAGAUUACUUCAAAUUUAUCAUCAAAGAACUCCAAGGUGCUUUGGUUCGUGGUUAUGAACUCCAUGUACUUGGUUACACAGUCAAUUCUCUUUUGCACGAUAUGGCACCUCGUAUGAAUAUUGGUGAUUUGGAUUACUGUUUGGAAGACAUUAUACAGGUAUUGAUUAGUGAUAUCUUUGGGAAGACUGGACAAGAAAAAGAUACUGAAGAAAUGGUUGCCAAGACCAAAGAAGGAAAAAGUCGAAGAAGUCCCGCUGCAUUUGAACUCCUUGCCAAAUUGAUCAAGUUCUCCAACGUUGGUAUCAUGUUAAUGCCAUUGAAGGAAGUGAUGACAAACACCCAAAGUUUGAAGAUCUUACAAAAAGUAGAUGAUGUACUUAAACGAACUGCAAAUGGAUUGGUACAUAACCCUGGAUUUGAAUCGACUGAAUUACUGGAUUUUGCUAAUGAUUUGAUCUCUGAAAAUGUGGAUGUAUACAAGGCUGAAAAGAAGGUCAAGAAAGUGAAGACUCAACAAGAAUUGAACUUUGAAGUGCAAACAAAACGUGUGGUGACGGAACCAGUGGAUUAUCUUCAUGUCAACUCUCAUCGAUUUGUGUACUUUGGAUUAUCUAUACUUCAUACAGCUUUGAAACGCAACAAAUUCGAUCUCAAUGAUGAUGCCUAUUCUACACGAUUAGAUAAAUUGUUAAUGACGGUGGGUAAUAUUUUAUUCUCGACACAAUCAGCAAAUAUCACCUUAGCAGCCAAGGAUCUCUGUAUUUUAUUCCGAUUACCACUUCCUUCAACAAACGAUGCAGUACCUGUUGCAAUCAAACGUAUUUUCCAAAUUCUGAAAAAAUCACCGAACACCAAUAGCUCAAUGAUCCAAUCAUCAUUCAAGUUACUGACUGUCUGUAUCUCUUUCAAGAAAUCCAAUUUAACCGAACAUCAAUUGACAUAUCUCAUCAACAUCAUCCGACCUGAUCUUGAAGAACCGACACGACAAGGUACUGCUUUUGGCUUGGUACGUAGUAUUAUCUCUCGCAAAUUCUUAGCACCUGAAAUGUACGAUUUGAUGGACACAGUGGCCAAUAUUGCAGUGACGAAUCAAACGCCUGAAUUACGGGAACAAGCACGUUCGAUUUACUUUAUGUUUAUGAUGGAUUAUCCUCAAGGUCGUGGAAGAUUAAAGAAGCAAAUGGCAUUCCUUAUCAAGAACUUGGAAUAUGUACAUGAAAGUGGUCGAGAAUCUGUGAUGGAACUGCUUCACCAUAUCAUCAACAAAUUUGGUGACGAAAUCUUGGCUGAAUUUUCUCAAUCUAUCUUGUUAGCCUUGGUGAUGCGUUUGAUCAAUGAUGAAUCCGCCAAAUGUCGUGAAAUGACUGCUGAACUCUGCAAAGCAUUGCUCUUACGGAUGGAAGAUGAUAUGGACACAGUAUAUCGACUUUUGGACAAAUGGAUGGAAAGCAAGCAAGUGACAUUACAACGUGCAGGUUGUCAAAUGUAUGGAUUAGUGAUUGAUGCCUAUGGCAAGGAAUUCAAGUUGGCACCACAAUUAAUCAAUCGAUUGGCAAUUAUGAUUCAAAAGAGUCAUGAACAAUGGAAAGAAGCUUUAGAAGAACAUGGUGAUGAAGAUACCCUGGAAGACAGUGACGAAAAUGAAGGCAUGGAUGUGGAUGUACCUUGGGAAGUAGGAUAUUAUAGUUUAAAUACUUUCACCAAGAUUACAGCAACUUUCCCAAAAUUAGUAUAUACGGACAACACAAUAUCUAUUUGGCGUGGUGUAGCAUCACUUCUUUUACAUCCUCAUGCUUGGAUUCGAUCAUCAUCAGCACGUCUAUUUGGUGUUUAUUUUGCUGGUGUAGAUCCUGUUACAAGAAAUGACUAUCUUACUCGGCAAGAACUUCGUGGGUUGGCUUAUUCAUUUGUGGAACAACUCAAAAGUACAUAUCUUUCAGAAGAACAGGCGAAUCAAUUGGUGAAAAAUUUAUUCUUUAUUGGACGAUGUUUAUACUAUUUGCCUGUAUCAGAAGAUAUUGAAACUAUUGGUGACAAUGAAGAUAAUGAUGAAGAUAAGAAAGAUAGUGCAGAAGAUGACGCUACUUCAACAAUAUUAUUAGCGGAACAAAAUAUUUCUGUGAAUCAAGAAUUAGUACAUCCUUCAUUAUUAUGGUUACUUCACAAGGCUUCUUAUACUGCUAGAGGCGCUGGUCGAAAUCAAGGCAAAAAUCUUUUAUUGGUAAGUAAUGAUGGGUAUGAAGGAUAG